UCCGGUAAUCAAGCUUACCCCCUCCUCCGUACCCUCCCCGACUCUCUCACUUCUCCCACUCUCCUCUCCCGAAUCCAACUGAAUCAGAAACGAUCCUCCGGACGCACAGACACCGUUUGCAUUUCUGGAUCCGAAAGAAAAGGAAUUAUAGAAAAUUCUCCCUGCAGAGUGCCUCCCAUCCAAUCGAUGUCCCGCCCAGAGUCAAUCCCACAGCGUGCAGCACCUUGCAACCCGCUCCCCCAAAUCGGCUCUUCUCAACCACUCGUUUUUCUGGGAAAGUCCUGCAGGGAAUGGACAGACCUUUUACAGAUUACAGAUAUCAUGCACCACCGGCUGUGCUGUGACUGUCGAAAAACUGACAGGGUCAAACUCGACACCAUCCGUAAUUACCACUGUCUUCUCUAGCCCACCGUCCGUUAUCUACUCCCGUGUCAUCCACCGGCGCCGUGCAUUUCGGCAUGACUCGAGCCUCACCGGCUUCGCUGAGCCUAUAGCUCUUGCAAAAUUCCUGCGUCGCGUGCAGCUGCGUAUCGUCUCGUCUGAUACCGUGGAUGUGCAGUACUAACCCCCCCUUUUCUUGAUUCGGGUCGGAGCGACACCCUGACGCGACGUGGCUCGUCCAUCAACCGUGGAUUUCUCCACUCGUGUCAUAACCAGAACAUCCCCCACCCAACGGGUCUGGCUUCAAAAGCAUGGCCUCGUCCCAUUACUCGAGAGGGUGUGUCCUCCUAUUGCGCGCAUAGAAUUGAUCUGGUUUUCUCUCGACGCUUCAAGAAAGUAUGGGCCUCGGUCGCGCGACGCGUCUUUAUUCGGGCCAAGGGUGGAUCAUCAGUUUCGACUCGGGACGGAGGGCCAUCGUGGAGAGCGAUCGUGCUGGGAAUAGGAAAGAUCUCGAGAAGGACGAAUAUCAAAUGACAACUUCGUCACGUCUUUGGAAAUCCUAGGGAGCAUUCUACUGGGCAAAUGUUCAAUUUAGAAAGUAUCUCGAGGCAGGCACCGGGCGGUGAGCGCGCGCGACGGCCGGUCAGUUUAGGAUUAUCUUUUGAAUGAAGUUGUGCAUCUCUCUACCUUUUCUGUCUCUCUUUCUCUCACGCAAUACCUGAGGAGUCCUCCGCUCUCCCUUUCUCUCAGGCAAUUCUCCCACAAUCACCAUCAUCUCCAUCACCACCGUCAUCUCUACAUCCAUCUAGCUCCAAAACCAACGUACCUGUCUCUCCACCCCCCACCGAAGUCCGUGUUCGUCAUGUCCACCCAUGACAACGCGGACUCUCCAGAGUCCGUGGCACCAUCCACCAAGAUGGACUCGCCCUUGAUCAACGGCCAUAGCCUGAAGACCAACGGCCACCCCUCGCGAUCCUCCCACUCACCUCAUCCCCCUCUCAAAAAAGAACUCUCCGCCGAUGCCAACACACCCAUCACCACUCCCGGGAGAACACCAACAUCCGAUUCGCCCGUCAAAGAUGACCCCGAGAUGAAGCAGGAAACGGUAGGCGGCGAUAUCGUCGUCAAGCAGGAACUGGGCCAACCUGCCAAGCUGUCGCGGAGCUCGUCCCAGAAGAUCGUGCCCCGGCCACCGCAGCUGUUUUCGCAUUUGCCGGACAGCACGGCCGAUGCGCUGGCUACGUUCGAGCAGAUUGAUGCUUGCUGGUAUGCGAAUAAGUAUAUGGGGUAUACGGAGCAUGCAAUGGAGUGCGACUGCGCUGAAGAAUGGGACUCCGAGGCCGGCCAAAACUCAGCAUGUGGCGAAGAUUCCGACUGCAUCAAUCGUGCGACCAAGAUCGAGUGCGUAGGUGAUUGUGGAUGUGGACCCGACUGUCGCAACCAAAGAUUCCAAAAGAAGCAAUACGCGCCAGUUGCCGUCAUCAAGACCGAGAAGAAGGGAUUCGGUCUGCGGGCAGAGGUCGAUCUGGAUCCGCACCAGCUUAUCUUUGAAUAUGUCGGCGAGGUGGUUGGCGAAGCGCAGUUCCGGCGUCGGAUGAGGCAAUAUGAUGAGGAAGGCAUCAAGCAUUUCUACUUUAUGUCCUUGAACAAGGGCGAGUUCGUGGACGCAACGAAAAGAGGCAAUCUGGGCCGUUUCUGCAAUCAUUCGUGCAACCCCAACUGUUAUGUCGACAAGUGGGUGGUGGGUGAGAAGCUGCGCAUGGGCAUUUUUGCCGAGCGUGCAGUUCGUGCGGGCGAGGAGCUCGUCUUCAACUACAAUGUCGAUCGGUACGGCGCGGAUCCACAGCCGUGUUAUUGUGGAGAGCCAAAUUGCACGGGAUUCAUCGGUGGACGGACCCAAACCGAGCGGGCUACCAAGCUGUCCAAUGCGACCAUUGAAGCCUUGGGCAUUGAAGAUGAAGACGGCUGGGACACGGUGGUGGCCCGGCGACCCCGCAAGAAGAAGACUGAAGAAGCCGAUGAGGAGUACGUGGACAGCGUGCAACCCAAGUCGCUGGAUGAGGAUGGCGUGACCAAGGUCAUGGCCGCGCUGAUGCAAUGCCAGGAGAAGUGGAUUGCCGUCAAGCUGCUGGGUCGUAUCCAAAGGUGCCAGGACGAGCGUGUACGCAACCGAGUUGUCAAGAUGCACGGUUAUCAAAUUCUCAACUCGCAGUUGGCCAUGUGGAAAGAGGAUCGCAAUGUGAUCAUGCAGAUUCUGGACAUUCUAGACCAGUUCCCGCGCCUAACGAGGAAUAAGAUUAUUGAUUCCAAGAUCGAGUCAAAUAUUCAGCCAUUGACGACCACUGAUGACGAGCGCGUGGCGAGCACGGCCGCGGCUUUGCUUGCGAGCUGGGCCAAUCUGGAAGUUGGAUAUCGUAUUCCACGGAUGAAGAGGGGUGAUCAGCAAGCCAAGCAGGCUGUCAACCAAUUUGAGCGUCGUGAGUCUGGGCGAGAGCAACAGCAGCGAGCUGUGAGUCGCUCCCCGUCACCCGUGGAACCACAACCGCGAGGAGGACAUGGUGUUGGUCAGCCACGACGAGACCGGAAUUUACAUCACCAUGGAGGUGGUGGACCUGGCGCUGGCGGAGGGCCAGGUGGACGAUCACGUCGGGAUCGUCGCCAUGAUCCUCGCAACCGGCAGCCUUUGCCUGAGGGAUGGUUUACCGCGGAGGCCGAAGGGGGUCAGGUUUACUAUUACUCAGCUUCGGGAGAGACGACAUGGAAACGCCCGACGGCACCAGCUGCAUCUGCUACUACGCCGGCUGCCAACAAGCGUAACCAGGCGCUGCAGAGUAUCAUCGAUGGUAUCAUGAACUCGCAAGACAAAACGCCCUCUGAGCAGAAGACUGCGACACCGGGGACACCACAGGCCUCGUCCGACCCGCAACCAGAGAGGAAAAAGAAGGAUGCAGAUUGGUGGAAGAAGCUCUCUUUGGAGAAACAGAAGAAGCUUUAUGAGAAUACGCUUCACCCUACAAUCAAGCACGUCGUGGAUCAAUUCAGGCAUAAGCUACCGAAAGACGAUCUGAAGCGUUUCGCCAAAGAGAAACUUGUCGAAGGCGACUACAAAAACGGGCGCGUCACCGAUCCAACCACGAUCAGCGACAAACAUAAAAAAACAGUCAAGAGCUACUGCAAAUCCUUUUUUGAAAAAGCCGCCGCCAAACACAAGGAGCGCGAGGCCCGUAAAGGCCAGAAACAAGCCACAACCCACUCCUCUACCGCAACCGACCCCAAACCCGACAGCACAACCGCCGACGACCCAGACGUGAAAAUGUCCGACGACGAAGCCGACCCAGUCACACAUCCACAUCCAGACCCAGAUGUCAGCGCUGAGCCUCCCACACCCAUGGACGAGGACUCUACCACCUCCACGCUCAAACGCAAGCGCGAUGGCAAUGCGAUUUCACCCGGUGUAGAUGCACAUAUCACCUCGGAAGUUGACAGUUCACCAUCGAAACGUCAGAAAUCUACUCCGCCACCCCCUCCACCUCCACCGCCGCCGAUGGAUGGACCUGCCGAUGCAGACGACCCUGACACGUCCGUUUCGCCGCCUUCAGCCUCGGAGCCAAAGGCGAAGGAUUUUCCCGGUGAGCACGGGACUGAUAUCGACAUGAGUGAUAUUCAGCCCCAUCCGGCCGUCCUCAGUGUCCAGGGAAAUGUAUAGCGUUCCCCGGUUACUGUGAGGUCCGAAGCCCUGACGAGGUCCAGUGACAGAAGACAGAAGACAGGAGACCGUGCUCCGAUCCGAUCUAAAUGGAACUGGACUAGACGAGUGGUUUUCUCUUUCAUUCUUGUGAUCAAGCAACUCCCUUUCCCUCCAUAAACAUAGGUGUUAAUUUUUGCAACUUUCGGAAAUGGGAUGGUAAAGCAAAAGCGUUUUUUUUUUUUUUUCAUCAUUCAUGAUUCAUCAUUCUACUUGUUCCUCAUGCAUGGGAUUGGUUCACAUCCCCGUCUCCUCUACCGGUCUCUAUCCCCUAUAUCCUGGAGCCAAAUGAUCAUUUUCCUCAUUCACAUCUCCCUCCGAUUCUCUAUUCUAGAAAUUGUGUUUAUUCCAUUCUUUUCAACCUCCCCCACUUCCACACCUCAGCAUCCUACCAUCUCUCAUCAUUCUCUAUAUCCAUCCUCGUCCUCGUCCUCACCUUUUUCGGCUCAAUCUCAACUUCUUCCAUCCAUCCAGCCUUGUUUGAGGUGUAAGCAGAAGGGUGGUGGGAUUUGCACUUACUUUGCUCUCCCUUCCUCUUUUCUUUUCUUUUCUUUUCUUGGUUUUUAUUGUUUGUUUUUUUUGUUUUUUUUUUGCUUGGUCCUCGGUCUUCUCUACUGGAGAAUUGGCUUUGGAUGGCUUGUUACUUGGUUCCUAGCUGGCUACGUAUUUCGAAUACCCCCCGACAUAGUUGCAAUUAAGGAGUUUGGGAUACGUUUUUGUUCCACCGUUUUUGCGUAAUAGCAUAGCAUAGCAUUUGUGGGUAUUUUGUGGAAUAGCUAUGUAUGGUUUGAGUAUGUAUGUCCGGG
Molecule: messenger RNA, 4932 nt
Organism: Penicillium brasilianum
Lineage: Eukaryota; Fungi; Ascomycota; Eurotiomycetes; Eurotiales; Aspergillaceae
Source: the annotation of a GenBank genome assembly